Oryza sativa Japonica Group (Japanese rice) is the source of this 1313-nucleotide messenger RNA. NCBI's taxonomy places the organism in Eukaryota, Viridiplantae, Streptophyta, Magnoliopsida, Poales, Poaceae. The record is from RefSeq and is a predicted model, not a curated record.
UGUGGCUUCAUCACUCACCAGCUACGUACACUCAACCAACACACCACUGAAAAGCAAGAUUUUGUUGAAGAAAUAAGCAUCUUGCCAUGAUCGCAGCAAGGGCUGCAAACCUGCAGGUGGCCAUGAAGGCCCUGGCGCUGGCCGUGCUGGCCCUCGCCUACGCCGCGGCGACGGCGCGCGCCGAGCAGUGCGGCAGGCAGGCCGGCGGCGCCCGGUGCCCCAACAGGCUCUGCUGCAGCAGGUGGGGGUGGUGCGGCCUCACCGACGACUACUGCAAGGGCGGCUGCCAGAGCCAGUGCCGCGUCUCCCGCGACGGCGGCGACGACGACGUCGCCGCGGUGCUGCUCACGGCGCCGGGCGGCGGCCGCGCCGGCGUGGCGUCCGUCGUGACGUCGGACCAGUUCGAGCGCAUGCUGCCCCACCGCGACGACGCGGCGUGCCCCGCCCGCGGGUUCUACGCCUACCGCGCCUUCGUCGCCGCGGCCGGCGCGUUCCCGGCCUUCGCCGCCACGGGCGACGCCGACACCCGCAAGCGUGAGGUCGCCGCGUUCCUGGCCCAGACUUCCCACGCGACCUCUGGUGGGCCCUACUCGUGGGGCUACUGCUACAAGGAGGUGAAGGGCGCGACGUCAGACUUCUGCGUGCCGAACGCGCGCUGGCCGUGCGCGCCCGGCAAGGCGUACCACGCCCGCGGACCCAUGCAAAUCGCAUACAACUACAACUAUGGGGCGGCCGGCGAGGCGAUCGGCGCGGACCUGCUGGGCAACCCGGAGCUGGUGGCAACGGACCCGACGGUGGCGUUCAAGACGGCGCUGUGGCUGUGGAUGACCGCGCGGUCGCCGAGCCAGCCGUCGCCGCACGCCGUCGUCACGGGGCAGUGGACUCCGACUCCCGCGGACAGCGCGGCCGGCCGCGCGCCAGGCUACGGGCUCACCACGAACAUCCUCACCGGCGGGCUCCAGUGCGCCGGCGGCAACGGCGGCGCCGACCGGGUCGCGUUCUACAAGCGCUACUGCGACGUGCUCGGCGUCGGCUACGGGCCCAACCUGGACUGCUUCGGCCAGGCGCCGUUCGACGGCGACAUCAUGUCGGCGUCUGCGGCGAAGUAGACGUGUGCGCCGCCGUGCCGGCCCCGAUCGAUCGAAUAAAAUUGCGUGUGAGUACGCACUUCGCACGGUCGCUCUGCAGCCAGAGUGAGUGAGUUUGCUUUAUGUAUUUUUCGGUUUCGGGCGAGGAAUUCUUCAUGGAUCUGUGAAAGCCCAUAUGUAUGCAUGGUCAUGGCAUGAAUAAAGUAGUACUGAUCUUCUCGAAUA